This is a messenger RNA of Arctia plantaginis, 312 nucleotides long. NCBI's taxonomy places the organism in Eukaryota, Metazoa, Arthropoda, Insecta, Lepidoptera, Erebidae. The record is from the annotation of a GenBank genome assembly.
AUGACCAGGAAGGAUGUAAGACAGGGUCUAUCACAAGUGCUUUUGCCUAUCAAUGCAGCUUCGAUGAGACAUUACAAAUCAAAUAUUAUAGAUGAGCCAUCAGAUAAGGACUGCAAUCCUAAUGAUCUGGAUCAUGCUGUUUUGAUAGUUGGUUACAAUGUGUAUGUUGAUACACAUGGCCGCGAAACUCCUUACUGGAUAAUAAAGAACUCCUGGGGCGAAGAUUGGGGCGACAAGGGAUAUUACUACUUGGUGCGUGGGCGUAAUGCAUGCGGUAUCGCCUCAGAUGUGUCCUUUUCUGUAGUAACUUGA